AUGAUAGUGAAUGGAAAUGAUGAUAGUGUUCAGGGAGAUUUAAGUAAUAGUGAUAGCAAUAGUGAUGGUGGUAUUAAUAAUAUGCUAUUUGGUCAAAUAGCACGUCAAUCAGCGUAUCUGAAACGUAUACUUUCGAACGAAGUGGGUGAGGUGUUGGUGGCGAUGGCCGAUGUGUUGUGGUGCGCUCUGGAGGUACAACCGAAAGCCGAAUGGCUGAACGCGUGUGUUAAAUCGCUGAGAGUGAUGAUCUCGCAUCCGGCAGUUGGCUAUGUAACUGUGUUGAAGUUGUUGGACUUCUAUGAAAUGUGGAAUGUGAUUUGUGUAUCGAUUCUGAUUGUGAGGUUAUUUGAACGUAACGUGAGAUUUUAA
This is a messenger RNA of Anisakis simplex (herring worm), 369 nucleotides long. The record is from the annotation of a GenBank genome assembly. Lineage: Eukaryota; Metazoa; Nematoda; Chromadorea; Rhabditida; Anisakidae.